CCUAGAGGCAGCUCUGUCCACCACACUCCCAACACACCUAAUUAUAUACUCCCGCCACACGCCUCUCUCUCUCUCUCUCUCUCUCACACACACACACGCACACGCACAUAAACACACGAGACCCAACGAGAAAUCUCAAGCCUCAAGACUUUUGAAAGCAUUUAGUACCUGAUUCAUUGAUUGAGGCUGACCAUGGAGUCGGAGGUUCCUGUUGCUACAAUAGCUGAUAAAGUCAACGUGGUGGUAGAGGCCUCAAUAAAAGGCUCACAUGCUGGCAAGAAGAAUCAGCGCAAAGUUCCAAAAAGAAUUCACAAGUCUGAGAGGGAGAAAAUGAACCGUGAACAUUUGAAUGAGCUCUUUCUUGCAUUGGCUAAUGCUCUUGAAUUGACUCACCUGAACAAUGGGAAGGCCUCUAUAUUGUGUGAAGCUACUCGGAUUGUAAAGGACAUGCUUACUCAGAUUGAGUGCCUCAAAAAAGAAAAUGCAGCUUUGUUCUCUGAAUCUCAAUAUAUGGCUAUUGAGAAGAAUGAGCUACAAGAUGAAAAUUCUUUGCUAGAGGUUCAGAUUGGGGAACUGCAGAGUGAGUUAAAAAAGACAUCGGUCCAACCAAAUCUUGACCUAAAUGUAGCUCCUCCGGAAUGUCAUCAAUUAGAAUUGGUGUCACAUUCCUUGGAGGACUGUCUCAGAUUGCCCGCUGUUGAGCCUGCACAGCAGAAAGCAGCAUCAGUAAGCCCCAUUUUUGUCCUCCCCCUCCAUUCUGAUCUUGCAGUUUAUCGGGAGCCUGAUACCAUGCAGCAUGCUCCUCAGCCAAUCUCAAAUGUGAGCAAACCACACGCCAGGUAUCCCACUCCGGCUGAUUCAUGGCCGUCCCAAGUUCUUGAAAGAUAGUUAUAAUUAGGGAAGGAUUUUCAAUGUAUUGGUAGCAAGCAGCGGAUGUAAUGGUAGAUAUAGUGUGUAAGACUGUAAGUGUGUUAUUACAUAAUGAUUGUACGUGUAAUUUAGUCGAAUUCUGCAUGUUGUACCCUUUGCAUAUGGUGAGCUGUCAAUUGCACUUCUAGGCUCUAGGCGUUUAGCUUUGUUAAAUUAAGGGUGUAGUGGUUGCGAGUGUUAGGGCUACAACUCGGGCGGGUUAGGGAUAGGAGCAAAGUUAGAAAAAUGUUCUAGGGUAGACAUUUUAACUCGUUUUAUCCUAAUCAGUAAAAAGAAGAUUGCAC
Ilex paraguariensis (yerba mate) is the source of this 1214-nucleotide messenger RNA. The record is from the annotation of a GenBank genome assembly. NCBI's taxonomy places the organism in Eukaryota, Viridiplantae, Streptophyta, Magnoliopsida, Aquifoliales, Aquifoliaceae.